UUUCAUGCUCAUGCACAAAGCCCACAUCACCCAACAUAGCGAAAUCCACACCCAUGGAGGGCUCCUCCAAAGCUUUCCUUGAGCUUGCGCUUGUUUUAGCUUCCGCGCUCUGCGCGAUCACCCUGUUCGUGCCGGUCGACGCCCAAAUCAGCAUGCCGUGCACCGCAUCAAUGAUCUCGAGCUUCACGCCGUGCUUCAACUUCAUCACCGGGAGCAGCGCGAAUGCGUCAACACCCUCCUCAGGCUGCUGCAACUCCUUCAAGUCGCUCUUGCGGACCAGCAUUGACUGCACUUGCCUCGUCCUCACGGCCAACGUGCCCAUCCCAUUGCCCGUCAACCGGACCCUCGCGCUGUCGCUCCCCCAGGCUUGCAACGGCGGCAUUCCCUUGCGGUGCCAAGCCUCCGGUUCGCCCCUUCCUCCUCCAGGUCCAGUAUUGUUUGGCCCAACUCCUGCACCUGCAGCUUCUUCACCCCAUCAUCAUGAAGCUGGUUCUGGUUCUCCACAUAUGGCUCCUUCUCCAUCAUUAUUAAGCCCCCGAGCUUCCAAAGCAGCAACAGCAUCCCCACCAGCACCGGCGCCUGAAUCCGACACCACAUCGGACGCGACACCGGCUUAUUCACCUGCAGAAUCAGUGGGUCCAUCAACAACUCCUGGUAUCCGGCCCGUUCUGAACCCGUCUUCUUCGGCGUCAAACCCAUCUCCCCUUUCUUUAUCAUACCUCCUAAUUUUUAUAGGUGCUGUUGUAUUCAAAUCCUAUUGAGUGAUUGCAUACUCUCCCGAUCUGUUGAUAUAUGUGUAUCUGUACGCAAGGGCAUGCACAUGCACUCAGACGUUCAUUCUGUGGCGACCAUAGAUUUGUCUUGGUUCAUCUGAAGUUUGACCCCAGAAGUCAAAAGUACUUUUAUCAGCUAA
Syzygium oleosum is the source of this 913-nucleotide messenger RNA. RefSeq names its product non-specific lipid transfer protein GPI-anchored 16-like. Bases 54 to 761 code for a protein of 235 amino acids. NCBI's taxonomy places the organism in Eukaryota, Viridiplantae, Streptophyta, Magnoliopsida, Myrtales, Myrtaceae. The record is from RefSeq and is a predicted model, not a curated record. The transcript is spliced from 4 exons.